UCUCCUAUGUAAGUGGUAGAGUUUCUACUGAGGGGGUAUCCGAUUACCCUUUUUCCAGCUUUUGACUGGGAACCUCUCUCCCUGUCGUGCCCAGGCGCAUAUUGCAUUUGCUUUAUCGCCUUUCUCUUGAAAAAUUGAGCCACAGUCCUUCCAACUGGACAGAAAUGAGCAUCGAAACGCUUUUGGAAGCAGCCAAGUUUUUGGAAUUGCAAGCCCAGCAACAACAGAAAGCACGUGAGGAUGAGCUAAAGGAAAAGCAGUGCCUGGACCAGUUGACACAGCAGAAGCACUCUGAUGUGAACUAUAACUCAACAAUCCACAUUAACAAUGUCUCUAAAGCAGAGGAGCUCCGCACUGAGUGCCACCCAGUGCCCAUACCACCCUCCCUACCUCCCCCUCCCAUGCCCAUUACUGUCAUCCCCAUCCCAGUGGUCACUCCCAACCCUACAGGCUCACCUACUCUCCCUGUCGCCACGCUCUCACCUCCAGCCGCUCCGCCACCUGCCGCUACUCUGCCACGCUCUCCACAACCCAAACCUGACCACCCGAGCUCCGUGCUGACAGCCAACCACAAGCAGCUGAUACAGAACCACCACCAUCACCCACAGCUCAUCGCUCAAACUAACAGUACUAAACUACAGCAGCAGAUACACCAGCAGCUGGUUCAGCGCUACCCUGGUUCCAUCGUCUCACCCCCCCAGCAACAUGCCUUACUCCCUCAGUCGGGCCCCGUGCCCCAACAGGCUCCUCUACAGAACGGUCCCAUCAGCCGGGGGAGUCCUACUGAUGACAGCCGCCACCUAGAUAACAAGAAGAGGCCUGGAGGGGCAGGCACAAGAGAGGUGCAUAACAAGCUUGAGAAAAACAGACGAGCACACUUGAAGGAGUGCUUUGAGACGCUGAAGAAGAACAUCCCCAACAUAGACGAGAAGAAGACCUCCAAUCUGAGUGUGCUAAGAAGUGCACUGAGAUACAUUCAGACGCUGAAGCGGAAAGAGAAGGAGUACGAGCACGACAUGGAGCGACUGGCCAGAGAGAAGAUAGCCACGCAGCAGCGAUUAGCAGAGCUCAAGAAUGACCUGAGCCAGUGGAUGGAUGUGAUUGAGAUCGACCGCGUCCUCCGGCAGACAGUACAGCCAGAGGAGGACCAGGCCUCGACCUCCACUGCCUCAGAGGGUGAAGACAUCAUGGAUGAUGACCUAGAAGAUGAUACUGCGCCGAGAGCACAGACUGCCUUACCCACCGUGCCUCAAACCAUGAAAUCUGAGCUGCACAAGACUGCUACACCCACUCAGACACCAACCCUGACACCUACCACCACCACCACCACCACUACCUCCUUCAUCACCCAGCACGUCUCCAUCCAGCACAAAGCCCCUCUCCACCAGCCUCAGCUCCAGCCACUGCCAGUGACUCCUCCACAGCCAGUGUCCAAGCCUGCAGCCCCACUUACACUCACAGCCACAACAUCCACCACUCCCACCACCCCCAGUCAACCCCUGAUCCCCACCCAGACACAGAUGGUGACCAUGCCCAGUCUACACCCCACAGUUAUUGCCCAUGCUUCAGUAUCGCACCCCUCUGUCAUCCAAGCAGUCAACCAUGUCAUCCAGGGAGGGGGUCCCAAACAUAUUGCCCACCUGGCUCCCUCCACCACCACCAGCUCUGUCCAGUUAGCCCCUGGCCACCAACCCAUCAGCCACAUCACCGUACACCCUGUGGCUCACCUGAGCCAGCACCUACCGGGCCUCUAUCCCCAGCCGGUGGCUGUCACACAGCCAACUGUUGUCGGUCACAUCACCCACACCAUAAACCACGCCCACCCUCAGAUGAACGGCACUGCACCUAGCCAACCAGCCGCCGCCAUUGUUGGCAAGCAGACAGCAGUGAGCACCCAAAUGGUGGCCCACCACCCGCAGCUGGUGGGUCAGACAGUGCUCAACCCUGUGACAAUGGUGACCAUGCCCUCCUUCCCCAUCAGCACUCUGAAGCUGGCCUGAACACUGCCAACAGAACCAGCAGGCCGGAAGACAGAGACGCCCCUCGCCAGGGGACAACCUCAGACCAGGCCAUCGACGAGGCCGCAGUGAGGACAGGAGAGCUCCUGGACACCUCGAUGAUCCACAGAGUUUCACUAUCAUUCACACGCAUUGCAGCUGAUAUAAAUCCAGGAACAUUCCUAAGACAAAACGCAAACCUCUUUCAGUACUAGACUACCCGUGUCCUGAAAUCUUGAUCCUGAAUUUAGGAUGUGCCAGGGUGCAUGUGGUUGAUAGUCAUCAUGUUGAGUGUAUGUGGCAGUAUAUAGUGGACAGAUGAGUCAUUUUAGAUUCUCACUCUCAUUGUUGCAGAUAAUGGAGCAGUAAUCAUUGUCACAUGAGCUUUAUGGCUUCAUAAUGGGAAAUGUUGCGCUGCCAGCACAGCGUCCAUGACAGCACCCUGUUACAGUGUUCAUGUAGGUUCUGGCUGGUAGUUAGACUCCUUGAGAUCAUUGUGACUGCUGUGGAUUAAUCAGUAGUAGAUCAUUGAGUGAGGGGCUGCAUUGAGUUUUGAGGGCUCAACCCGCCAUAACCACCAGCACAUUGGGAAUGUGAUUUGGAGGAGCUCCUCCUCUCCAGCAGAGGCACAUGCUGCAGGGCUGGAGCGCAAUCAUGGACUGAACUACAGCUCCUGAACUGGAGCUGCAGUCUGCAGUGAUAGUGCAUACAGCAAUAGCCCCCCCUGCUGGCAGACUAUGUUCAGUGUAACACUGCUGCUAUCCCUGCCACAGUGAACAAAGUGUAAUGCUGACGGAGGUCAUUCAGACAACGGCCACAUAAAUUGGAGAAAAUACAUAGAUUUGACAGGAUUUGGUUUUUAGUGUUGAAAAUAUAUGACUCUCAAUUUGUUACUUAUCGCUAGUAUUUGUCCUUCAACCACACUGGCAAGUGUACACUGAGAACAAGUACAUGUUAGUGUUUUAUGAUCAUGUUAUGUUUUUGUCACAGCUGCUACUAUAUUUUAAAGUAUUUUUGCCGAAUAGGAUCACUUGUACAUCCACGUGCCCCCUAAAUGUAAGCAUCACGACAGACAGUGGUGUCUUUAAAUGCUAAACAUGUAGCAUCUGACUAAAUGUCAGUCAGAUGCUACACCGUCAUGGAGUUGACUGUCCAGAGAUUUUGAAUGUGAAUACAUAAAAGGCCCAUGAAAUAUAGAAUUAGAUGAAUAAAGUGUGUUUCUAUGCUGUCUUGCAAGGCAAGUGGUAGCACGAUGUGUGUUUGCAUGCUGUGAAUGCAUUCAUGCCUGUUAAUUUAGUGAUUGUGUUUGAAAGCGAGGACCCACAACAGUGCUGCCAUCCUCGACAAGUUGCAGUACGGAUUUAAGAUUUUUGACACAGAAUUGAAGCUCUGUCACACAUAAUUUUGGGUUGGGAUCACUAUGAAGUGAUUUCAGCAGCUGACUUAAAUCCAAUUGAUAUGUGUUUUAUCAAGACUGUCCUUCUCCAAAGCUAGCACUGUGAAUAUUUCUAUUCGUCUCAAUGAGCAGCAAACCUGCGGUUCUGCAUAGCAUUUGCUAAAACAGCAACAUGCUAUGCUCUCCUAAUUUAAUCUGAAUGUACUGGCCUGUGAAAGCCUAUGGAGUAGCGCACUUAUCAGAAUCUAAGCCCUUUUUUUUUUAAGAAAAUGCAAUUACUUUAUUAAAGUAUCAUAUGUAUGUAAAGUGUAAACAUUUAACUUUGUAUUUUAAGAUUUAAUGUUGCUUGUUUUAUGUGGAGAAUAACUUCUUCUGUUCAGUGUAAAUUUGAUUAUAUAGUUUGUUUGUUUUUUCUGGGACCAUGUACAGUGCUGUAUAUCAGGGGGUGAUGACUACACAGACCUCUUCCCAUGUUCAUAUCACAUUCAGCCACUUUGGAAAGUAUUCACCCCUUAAUGUUUUUGUACUUUGUUCUGAUACAGUAUGGUAACAACAAGGGCCCUUUUUUGAGAACUCCUGAAGUGCAAAGAUGAACAAACCAUUUCUUCACCUUCAGAUUAUAUGCAAAUGAUCCAGAUCAAAUGCAUUUCGAAUUCAUACUGUACCAAAACAAAUUGUGUGAAAAAUUACUGGGAUUCAGAUACUUGAAGAAGCAACAAUAUACUUGUGUGUUUUCCCUAUGGAGAAAGUUUAAGUUGUAUAUAGCCUGUAAAUGUUGGGCUGCAUUUAGAUCUAACUGUAUUAUGUAAAAACCUGGGGAAAAUAUGUAAAAUUUAAAAUUUAUAAAAAAAAAGAUACUUAAUAAAUUGUA
This is a messenger RNA of Chelmon rostratus (copperband butterflyfish), 4264 nucleotides long. RefSeq names its product MAX network transcriptional repressor a (gene mnta). NCBI's taxonomy places the organism in Eukaryota, Metazoa, Chordata, Actinopteri, Chaetodontiformes, Chaetodontidae. The record is from RefSeq and is a predicted model, not a curated record. Gene Ontology annotation, biological process: regulation of transcription by RNA polymerase II. Gene Ontology annotation, molecular function: protein dimerization activity; DNA-binding transcription factor activity, RNA polymerase II-specific; RNA polymerase II cis-regulatory region sequence-specific DNA binding. The transcript has 6 exons. Bases 165 to 2000 code for a protein of 611 amino acids.